AUGGUUUCUUGGGGGACUAAUAAGGGGCAAAAUUUGUCCUUGCAGAAAAAUGUCCUGGAAUUCCUGGUGCCCCUGAAACCAGUGGCCAUUCGAAAAGUGAGAAAUGCGCACGGGAACAAGACAGGGUAUGUCUUCGUGGAUUUCAGCAGCGAAGAGGAGGUGAAGAGAGCCCUGAAGUGCAACCAGGAGUACAUGGGUAAGGAGGCGCAGCGCUGCAUCCCAGGCUCCCUGGCUCCCGCGUGGGCCCUGGCUUAGGUGCAUGUGCUGAGC
This is a messenger RNA of Ictidomys tridecemlineatus (thirteen-lined ground squirrel), 270 nucleotides long. The record is from RefSeq and is a predicted model, not a curated record. NCBI's taxonomy places the organism in Eukaryota, Metazoa, Chordata, Mammalia, Rodentia, Sciuridae.